AUGAAUAAUUAUUUUUUAAGGAAAGAAAAUUUUUUUGUUUUGUUUUGUUUUGUUUUUGUGAGUAUCUUUUUUGUAUUAAAUGUAAGAGUAAUAAAAUGUAAUAAGAUUGAAAAUGUAAUUAAUAAUGUGGAUAGUAUUUCUUCAGAUUUUUAUAAAUAUAAAUUAUAUGGUGAUAUAGAUGAAUAUGCAUAUUAUUUUCUAGAUCUAGAUAUAGGGAAUCCAUCCCAAAGAAUAUCUUUAAUUCUAGAUACAGGUUCUUCUUCUUUAAGUUUUCCAUGUAGUGGUUGUAAAGAUUGUGGGAUUCAUAUGGAGAAACCAUAUAAUUUGAAUUAUUCAAAAACAUCAUCUAUUUUAUAUUGUAAUAAUAAUAAUUGUCCUUAUGGUUUAAAAUGUGUAGGAAAUAAAUGUGAAUAUCUUCAAUCAUAUUGUGAAGGGUCUCAAAUAUAUGGUUUUUAUUUUUCAGAUAUUGUCACUUUAGCAUCUUAUAAUAAUAAAAAAAAAAUAUCCUUUGAAAAAUUAAUGGGAUGUCAUAUGCAUGAAGAGAGUUUAUUUUUACAUCAACAAGCUACAGGAGUUCUAGGUUUUAGCUUGACGAAACCGAAUGGAGUUCCAACAUUUGUUGACUUACUUUUUAAACAUACUCCUUCCUUAAGACCAAUAUAUUCUAUAUGUGUGUCUGAGCAUGGAGGGGAAUUAAUCAUAGGUGGUUAUGAACCGGAGUAUUUUUUGUCCAAAGAAAAGGAGAAACAAAAAAUUGAAAAGUCAAAUCAUAAUAAUAAUAAUAAUAAUAAUAAAAAUAAUGAUGAUAUGAAUAAUUCCAAAGAUGCUAGUGUAUCUAAUAAUGUUGAAGAUAUCGUGUGGCAAGCUAUUACUAGAAAAUAUUACUAUUACAUAAAAAUAUAUGGGUUAGAUAUAUAUGGCACUAAUAUUAUGGAUAAAAAAGAAUUAGAUAUGUUAGUUGAUUCAGGUAGUACAUUUACACAUAUUCCAGAAAAUAUUUAUAACCAAAUAAAUUAUUAUCUAGAUAUUUUAUGUAUACAAGAUAUGACUAAUGUAUAUGAAAUAAAUAAAAGAUUAAAAAUAACAAACAAGUCAUUAAAUAAACCAUUAGUAUAUUUUGAGGAUUUUAAUACAGCAUUAAAAAAUAUUAUUCAAAACGAAAAUUUAUGUAUUAAAAUUGUGGAUGGAGUACAAUGUUGGAAAAGUUUAGAACACUUACCAAAUUUAUAUAUUACUUUGUCGAAUAAUUAUAAAAUGUUAUGGAAACCAAGUUCCUAUCUAUAUAAAAAAGAAACUUUCUGGUGUAAAGGAUUAGAAAAACAAGUUAAUAAUAAACCUAUUCUAGGAUUAACCUUUUUUAAAAAUAAACAAGUUAUUUUUGAUUUACAACAAAAUCAAAUUGCAUUUGUAGAAUCCAAAUGCCCAUCUCAUUUAACAACAUCAAGACCAAGAACAUUUAAUGAAUAUAGAGAAAAAGAAAAUAUCUUCUUAAAAGUUUCAUUUUUUAAUUUAUAUAGUUUAUGGCUAUUAUUCGCAUUAACUAUACUCUUAUCUCUAAUUCUUUAUGUAAGAAAAAUUUUCUACAUGGAUUAUUUUCCAUUGAAUGACCAAAAUAAAUCUCACACACAACAAUCAACAUAA
Molecule: messenger RNA, 1641 nt
Organism: Plasmodium gaboni
Lineage: Eukaryota; Apicomplexa; Aconoidasida; Haemosporida; Plasmodiidae
Product: plasmepsin V
Exons: 1
Coding region: 1-1641 (546 amino acids)
Biological process (GO): proteolysis
Molecular function (GO): aspartic-type endopeptidase activity
Source: RefSeq, a predicted model, not a curated record